This is a messenger RNA of Papaver somniferum (opium poppy), 2967 nucleotides long. RefSeq lists its product as uncharacterized. Gene Ontology annotation, biological process: telomere maintenance; DNA repair. Gene Ontology annotation, molecular function: DNA helicase activity. The transcript has 5 exons. The coding region runs from base 1 to 2967 and encodes 988 amino acids. Lineage: Eukaryota; Viridiplantae; Streptophyta; Magnoliopsida; Ranunculales; Papaveraceae. The record is from RefSeq and is a predicted model, not a curated record.
AUGGGUUCUUUGUUACCUUUGGAUGGUCAGCCACCUGCCUUUCUCCAGCUGUAUGUCUACGAUACUGAGAACGAAGUAAAAAAUAGGAAGAAUGCUAUUUCCAAAAGAAAAGAAGAUAAGGAGAAAAAAGAUACCGAAGGCGAUCCUGAAAUGGAAAAAGUAGACGACUACGAGGUAGAAACCACAAACUCAUUGGACGACUCUAUUAUAAAAGGAUUGAUAAAAAUGUUAGAUAACAACAGUCUUUGCAAAACAUUCAGAAUAUGGAGAGACAGGUAUAAAGAAGACCAACCAAGUAAGGUGGAGCUGCGUCUUAUUAGCAUUGGUAAAAGGAAUGCACAACAAUACAAUUUGCCAACCACUUCUGAAAUCGCUGGGCUUAUCGUUGAUAACCCCGAGGGUGAUGGAACUAGAGAUAUAAUUGUAGAUGAGAAGAAAAGUGACUUGAAAAAUAUAUCUGAGUUGCAACCCAGUUACAUGGCUUUACAAUAUCCACUUUUGUUUCCUUAUGGUGAGGAUAGUUUUCAUACUGAUAUUCCAUAUGACAAAGACAAUACCAGUACCCUUAUUCGAGGAGGACGACUAUUCCAGCAGUUUGUAGUUGAUGCAUAUGCUACUAUUGAACAAUGUAGAUUGAAGUGGGUUAGAGGCCAUCAAGAAGAAAUACGCGCUGACGUAUUUCAAGGUAUAAAAGAAGCAGUUGCAGCAGGAGACACUGAACCAGGUACUGCAGGUAGAAUAAUUUUACCAUCUACCUUUACUGGUGGACCGAGACAAUUAGGACCACCAGACUUAUUUAUUACAUUCACAUGUAAUCCAAAAUGGUUUGAAAUCACAGAAGCUCUAAAGAAAAUUCCUGGACAACAACCAAUUGAUAGACCAGAUAUAAUUAGUCGCGUAUUUCAUAUAAAACUGAAAGCACUAAUGUCUGACCUUGAAGGAAGCAGACACUUUGGAGAAGUACAAGGAGACAAGCCAAAGACUGCAGCACAUGUUGAUUCAAUAAUUCAAGCUGAAUUCCCAGACCCAGAGAAAGAUAGAGUUGGAUAUGAUGCAGUCUGUCAAUAUAUGUUACAUGGUCCAUGUGGGGCUGUCAAACCUAAUAGACUUGCAUGCAUCACAAAAAAAUGUUCAAAGAAAUAUCCUAAAAAGUUCUGCGACAAGACAAGUGUUGAUGAAAAGGGGUCUCCGGUAUAUAGGCAUCAACAAACGAAUUGUGGAGUUGAAAAGGAAGGUAUCAAGUUAGAUAAUAGAUGGGUUGUACCACACAACCUAGACUUAUUGGUCAGAUAUGAUGCACACAUUAAUGUAGAAGUUUGCAAUUGCAGAGGUGUGUCAAUAAAAUACCUUUUCAAGUAUUUACACAAAGGAAGUGACCGAGUAACCGCCAUUCUGGAAACACCUGCAACAAAGAAAAAGACUACAAACGAUAGUGAUAUCAGUGAUCCAAAAGAAAGUACAUCAAACUUCAGUGAUACUAUUGCACCAAAUAAUAAGCCCAAACCCAAAUUUGAUGAGAUUAAGAAGUAUCUUGACUGUCGUUAUCUAUCUGCCUCAGAAGCGUUCUGGAGAACAUUGAACUUUGAAAUUCAUUAUCGUCGUCCAAGCGUAGAAAGAUUACCAUUUCAUCUCGAAGGAGAGCAGUUGAUUUAUCAUAAAGAUACUGAAGACUUGAGAGAUGUUUUGGAAAGAACCGAUCCAGAUGCAACAAAAUUCCUUCGCUGGAUGAAAGCUAAUAGAGAACACGUAAAAGCAAGGAACUUAAUGUAUGCAGACUUUCCUUCGGAAUGGACAUGGGAUACAGAGUCUAAAGAAUGGAAACCAAGAAAGAGGGGCUUCAACAAAAUAGGACGCAUCUACUAUGUCCACCCCACUGCAGGAGAGAAAUAUUAUUUGCGUAUUUUAUUGAAUGUGCAAAGAGGUUGUCAGAGCUACGACGAUAUUAAAACAGUAGACUGUGUAACUCAUCUGACAUUCAAAGCAGCAUGCUUAGCCCUAGGUUUGUUAGAAGAUGACGGGGAAUGGGACCAUGCUAUAAAGGAAGCAGCAACGAUAUAUAUUAAUGGAAAAAGAUUGCGAGAACUUUUCGUUACACUUUUGUUGAAUUGCAAAGUCAUUGAACCUAAAAAACUAUGGAGUGAAAACUGGAAACUUUUGGCAGAUGGCAUUGAACACGAACACCAAAAACUUUAUGGGAAUGAGAAUUUAACUUACGAUGAUGAUGAUUUGAAGAACUAUGCUCUUCAAGAAAUCGAGUUAAUAAUGUGGAAACGUGGUAGGACUUUGAAAGAGGAUGAAUUUUCAGAGAUUCCGUACCCAGACAUGUCAGGAAUUGAUGUUCCUAGGAACCACUUAGUUGCAGAAGAAACAAGCUAUGACAGGAUUAGUCUACUUGCCGAGGCAGAGAGUUUAAAAAAAGAGUUAAACAUAAAACAGAAAAUAGUGUUUGACAGUGUCAUAGAUUCAGUUGAGAAGAAAGAUGGUGGUCUUUUUUUCGUGUGUAUGGAAGUGGUGGAACAGGGUAAAAUUGUUUUGGCGGUUGCUUCUUCGGGUAUAUCGUCCUUACUAUUACCAGGGGGCCGUACAACUCAUUCGAGAUUCAAAAUCCCAUUGAGUCUUAAUGAACAAUCAUGCUGCAAUAUUUUUAAGAAAACAAAUGAAGCCGAUUUAUUAUGCAGGGCCGACUUAAUUAUCUGGGACGAAGCACCAAUGAUGCACCGAAAUGGACUUGAAGCUGUCCAGAGAACCCUAGCUGAUAUAAUGAUGGAAAAAAAUGGAGGAAAGGAAUUGUUUGGUAGAAAAACAUUGGUUCUUGGUGGUGAUUUCAGGCAAAUUUUACCGGUAAUUGAGAAAGGGUCGAGAGAGGAAAUAGUUAAUGCUUCUAUAAGCAGGUCAAAACUAUGGAAACAUUUUAAAGUCUUUGAAUUAACAGAUAAUGCGUCUGCUGACCGGAGAUACGUCUGCUGA